AUGCGAGUAUUCGGCUGUCAGACAUUUAUACUGACUCCGAAGGAGAAGCGACUCAAGUGGGAUCCAAAGGCUCGCGCUGGCAUAUUCGUGGGCUACGAAGAAGUGUCCAAGGCAUAUCGUGUAUUUGACAUUGAGGCGGGGCAGGUGGUUAUCAGCCGCGAUGUCAACUUCGACGAGUCCACCUUUGGACUUCAACUGCCGAUCACUGAUGAAGAUGUCGAUGACCUGGACUUCGAAUUGCUGGAUCUUGAUGACGAAGAGCUGCGUCAAAUGGAGUACAAGCAAACAGGCAAGCGCAAGAACCGACUCAAUGAUGAAGAUACAGCAGCUCCACGACCGCGUGCAGUGCGUCAACGACCAGGACUAGAAGAGUCAAGCGCGCCGGAAAACAACUCGUCACGACAAGAAGAAGACGAAGAAACGAAGGAUUCUGGUGAUUCAACACCGCCUGUGCUUUGGCGUGCGAGUGCAAAUGCCGUUGAAGCAGCAGUGGACUUAUCAGAACCCUCAACAUUUGAAGCAGCAGUAAGCGGCCCUGACCAAGUGCACUGGAGAAAAGCAAUUCAUGCAGAGCUCGAGUCAAUGCGACUUCGCGGUGUGUUUCGUGCAGCCAAGCUGCCCAACGGACAACGCGCCAUUGGCACAAAAUGGGUGUUCAAGAUCAAGCGCAAGGCGGAUGGGUCAAUCGAGAAGUACAAGGCACGACUUGUGGCCAAGGGUUUCCGCCAAAAGUAUGGCAUCGACUACACGGAGACGUUUUCGCCUGUGGUCAAGUAUGUGACGCUGCGAAUGGUGAUCGCAAUUUCCAAGCAUUUUGGAUGGCCCAUCGACCAGCUUGAUGUGGUGACAGCUUUCCUGUAUGGCGUCAUGAAGGAACAAGUGUUCUGCGUGAUUCCUGAAGGCGUCGAACUUGACAGUACGUUCGACUGCCUGGAAUUGGUGAAGUCAAUUUACGGCCUCAAGCAAGCGUCGCGAGUGUGGAACGAGACGUUCGACGAGUAUGUGUGCUCCAUCGGAUUUCAAGUAUCGGACUUCGACCCAUGUCUCUACAUCAAGACUUCGGACGGCCAUUGCGUGUUUAUACUGGUCUACGUGGACGACGUCUUGGUGACUGGAAGCUCGCUCGAGCUGAUUGCACAAACCAAGAACGACCUGAAGACGCGGUUCGAAAUGACGGACAGCAGCAAGUGUGCGUUUGUUCUUGGGAUCGAGCUUUUGGACGGUGAAGAUGGCAGUGUGACACUAUGUCAGCGUCGGUAUGUCGAUGAUAUCCUCAAGCGCUUUGGCAUGGAUGAUUGCAAGGCAGUCGCAAGUCCAGUCGACAUGAGCUCUCGACUUGUUUCAAGUGAUGCAACUACCAAGGUCGAUGCUCCUUUUCGCGAAGCUGUUGGUGCGUUGAUGCACCUGACCACUGCAACGCGUCCGGACAUUGCGUUUGCUGUGGGCUAUGUGUCGCGGUUCAUGGAAAAUCCCCAAGAAGAACACUGGGUUGCAGUUAAGCGUAUCUUUCGCUACCUACAAGGCACCAAGACGCAUGGAAUUUGCUACAAGCCAAGUGCAAGGAUCGACUUCCGUGGAUAUUCGGAUGCGGAUUGGGCUGGUGAUCUUACCGACCGCAAGUCAACAUCGGGGUACACGUUCAUGCUACUCGGUGCGCCAGUCAGUUGGGGCAGCAAGAAGCAGCCAAGUGUUUCGUUGUCCACGAGUGAAGCCGAAUACAUCGCACUCAGCUUGGCGAUUCAAGAGGGCAAGUGGAUUCAUCGUCUGCUUUGUGAGAUCGUGAUGGCUGCCAAUGAAGAAGGACCGGAACUCAUGAUCCAUGAAGACAAUCAGUCGUGUAUCAAGAUGACGAAGAACCCAGUCAACCACGGCCGUGCCAAGCACAUUGAUAUCAAGUACCAUCACAUCCGUGAUGAGGUCAAGCGCGGUGAAGUGAAGCUCAAGUACUGUGAAACUGCGGUGAUGUUAGCGGACAUCAUGACGAAGGGACUUCACGGGCCACGCCACAAGGAGAUGACGGCGACUCUCGGGAUUCGUGAGCAUUCGGAUUGA
Molecule: messenger RNA, 2052 nt
Organism: Peronospora matthiolae
Lineage: Eukaryota; Oomycota; Peronosporomycetes; Peronosporales; Peronosporaceae
Source: the annotation of a GenBank genome assembly